GACAUUUAUAUAACUAUAUAUAACUCAAAUUUUAUGUUGAUAAAAAAUGUUGAUUAAGUGUUGUAACUUUUAACAAAACAUUAUACGCUAUUUCAUAUACGAUAUGAUUAAAAACCAUACAUGGUUUAUUCGUUACAUUUAGCAUAGUGACACUUGAAAAUGUUUCUACAAUUCAUUUCUAACCUUUAUAUCAAGAAAAUUAUGACAAUGUAGCGCGAAGGAAAUUUUAAUUAAAAUACACAUCAAGAAAUUUCAUGUUAAAAAUAUAACUAAUAUUUCUGUGAUUGCAAGAAUUACUUGGUGAAAUUUGGGAUGCAAAACAUUUAGCAAAAACAAACAAAAGACAAUCUGAUGAUUCAUUUUAUUAAAAUAAAUAAUUAUAAAACUAUACAAUGUCUAACUCAAAACUUGUUUUGAAUAUUAUAAGUCUUGAAGGAAUGAUCAUGAAGUUUAAUGUGACGUCAGAUAUAACUAUCAAUAACAUAAAAAUUAUUGCAAUAAAACAUUUCUACGGUGAUGAUAAAUCAAGAAGUCCAACAAACUUUCGUUUAGUUCAUACAUCUGAAUUCAAGUGGCUUACAGAUGAUCAUAGUGUAAUUAAUGAAAAAGUUAAUGAAAAUGAUGAAUUAAUGUUAAUAAAGAUACGUCCAAUACCCAUAAAAGAAAAUUUAUCUGCAGAAAUUUUGAAAGGUCCAGAUAAAGAAAUAGUACUACAAAUAACAAAAGAUUUACCCAUACGUAAUCCACCUAAACCUAUUCCAUUUCUUCCUUGUCCUGCAGAUUUUCAGAAUGAAAUACGAAAAAUUUUAAUUACACUUGUAAAAGCAUCAGCAAGGAUUAUAUCAUAUAGCCCAGAAGUACAAAAGUUUUAUGAUAUCUUAAAAGAAAAAUUAGAGGCAAAAUGUAAACCAAAUAUUAAUACAAAUGCUGCAAAAACUCUCACAGAAAUGGGUUUUUCUGAGAAAAAGAUUCUGAAAGCUCUUCACUUACGAAAAUCAAAUAUAGUAGAAGCAUUAGAAUGGCUAGUAGAACAUCAGAAUGAUCCAGAAGAUGAUGAUGAUGAUUACUUAGAUUUGAUAUCUAUUGAAAAAGGGGAAACAGGAUGUGAAAAUUUAAAGAAGGAAGAAAAUGUACUCAGCAUAGUAGAUCAUUUACUAAAAAGUUACCAUUACUGUAGGAAGAUGGAUUUCAAACCUAGUUCUAGAGCAGUACAAUCACUAUCAGAGAUGGGAUUCGAAGAAAAGAAUAUUAUUGAGGCACUAAAAAUUACUGGAAACAAUCAAAUUAAUGCUUGUGAAUGGUUACUUGGAGAAAGGAGGCAUAGUUUACAAAAUGUAGAUAAAGAACUUGAUCCAGGUAGUCAAAUUUAUAAAGUAAUCAUGAAUGAUCCACGUAUUCAACUUAGUCUUACAAAUCCUAAUAUGUUACUUGUGUAUUUAUCACUGUUAGAAUCACCAGUAACUAUAAGUGAACGAAAAAGAGAUCCUGAAGUAGGACCAGUAUUAGAUCACAUUAUAUCAAUGUAUCAUGCCGAAAAACAUACGAUUCAUAUCAAUCAAUAUGCAAUUGAUUUCUAAUUUAAAUAUUAUUUUGUAAAAUAAAUUAAUAUUAAUAUUAUGAACAAUACAAUAAUAACAUAAAUUAUAAUAAAAUAAUAAAUGAAUAUCAUAAGCUUGUAGCAAAAGAUUUUCUAAAUGUUUUUAAUGAUGAUGUAAUAGACAUACAUACUAAUGAAAUCUAUUAUUAUG
Molecule: messenger RNA, 1748 nt
Organism: Bombus terrestris (buff-tailed bumblebee)
Lineage: Eukaryota; Metazoa; Arthropoda; Insecta; Hymenoptera; Apidae
Gene: Kpc2
Product: ubiquitin-associated domain-containing protein 1
Exons: 10
Coding region: 393-1577 (394 amino acids)
Molecular function (GO): protein binding
Source: RefSeq, a predicted model, not a curated record